AACCCCAAUUGAAAAGUCCUUGGUGAAAGGGUGGCGCCAAUGUGAGAGUGAGGAGUGUGGAGUAAGGGCUUUCAUUUAAAAGGUUGCCGCGUAACUGAGAGUGAGAGUGAGAGUGAGAGAGAGUGUGUACUCUUUACUGUGUUUGAUUGGUAAUGGCAGAGAGAUCAGAAUCUUCCAUCAGAGCCACUCACACCGAGAUUCUUGAAAUGGAUGCCAAAGAUGAUAACAGGAAGCGAUUGAAACCAGCUGUGGAAGACCACGGAGCUAUUUUGAUGGCUGAGGCUGAAAUUGAUCAGACUAACGGUGCAUCGCCAGAAAUGGAACUUCAUAUCACUCAAAUUCUUGAAAAAUUGGACAGUUUCACUAACCUGGUGUCUGAACUUCUUGAAUCUGGAAAGACAAUGUUUAAGGAGCUCAGUAAUGAAUUCGAAGAGCGGAUGAUCACGAUCCAUAAAGAACAAACGGAGAAAUGGAUGGACGAGAUCAAAGAACUCAGGUUGCUUGAUGCCUCAAAUGAGGAGGCUCAUGCUCUUCUGCAUAAUGCUCGAUACUUGCUCCAAAAUCCUCAUGUUGAUUGAUUCUCAUCCAAUUUCAAGGUAUUCGAUAGACACUCGAGCUUUAUCAUCGUUCCAGCACUAUCCACUUAUAUAAUCUCUGGUUAUGCAGGUCAAAGGAGUUACCACUUUCAAUAUAUUAGUAGUUAGUAUUUGUUAGAGUUUCCAUAUACUAGUCUAAACUCUCAAGUUUCUUAUAUGUUCUACAUCAAAGAAUAAACUACAUUCUUUGUACAUAAUAAAGGACAAUUUCCUUUCACCUCUGACUUUCUUACCUUUGGAUCAGAGGCACAAAACUAUUUGUAGCAUGGAGAAUUUCACUAUCACAAGUAACUAUUAUAGUAGAUGAAAUGAAAAACACUUGAAC
Cannabis sativa is the source of this 921-nucleotide messenger RNA. RefSeq lists its product as uncharacterized. The record is from RefSeq and is a predicted model, not a curated record. Bases 153 to 578 code for a protein of 141 amino acids. Lineage: Eukaryota; Viridiplantae; Streptophyta; Magnoliopsida; Rosales; Cannabaceae. The transcript is spliced from 5 exons.